Molecule: messenger RNA, 1179 nt
Organism: Amphibalanus amphitrite
Lineage: Eukaryota; Metazoa; Arthropoda; Thecostraca; Balanomorpha; Balanidae
Product: histone H1-like
Exons: 1
Coding region: 269-910 (213 amino acids)
Biological process (GO): nucleosome assembly; chromosome condensation; negative regulation of DNA recombination
Cellular component (GO): nucleosome; nucleus
Molecular function (GO): nucleosomal DNA binding; structural constituent of chromatin; double-stranded DNA binding
Source: RefSeq, a predicted model, not a curated record
AUAUUCUGUCAAUCGACACAGGGACCCAGAUUUCGUUCAUAUGGCGUUGAUAAUACUAAAUGAGCGAUUUUUCGUAAUCAGAAGCACAGUUGCCGGCUCGCGGCUCGCGGCUGGCGGCCGACCGCCCACCGCAGUCGGGGCGGCCCGACAGCCGUCCGCGCCGAGGUUAUAAAAGCCUGUCCUCGGCCGCGCCGGACGUAAACGUAAGCCAGCCGCCGUGGUGAGUGGAUCACGCUCCGUCUGUGUCGUAUCGCUCAGCAAACCAGUCAUGUCUGACGACGCUCCUGCUGCGACUACUGCUGCUGCUGCUGCUGCACCCGCUGCAGCGCCAGCGAAGAAAGGCCGCAAGCCCAAGGAGGGAGGUGCCGCCAAGAAGAAGGCGUCCAAGCCGACCCACCCGCCUACGCUGGAGAUGAUCACUAAGGCGAUCGCUCACGAGACGGACCCUAAAGGUGUCUCAGUGAUGGCUAUCAAGAAGUACAUCCUGGCGGAGUACAAGGUGCAGCCGGUGAUGCUGCGUCACAUGCUGCGGCGUGCCUUCGACGCUGGACUGGCUGCCGGUAAGCUGACUCGACCCAAGGGCCAGAGCGAGUCUCACCUCCUGUCUGGACGCUACCGGCUGGCCGGAAAGGAGCCCAAGGCGAAGAAGGUGGAGGUCUCUCCCAAGCCGAAGAAAGCGCCCAAAGUCAAGUCCCCUGCCAAGAAGCCGGCAGCAGCAAAGAAGCCCAAGGCGAAGACCCCGAAGAAGAAACCAGCAGCUGCCGCGGCAAAGAAGGCCAAGUCGCCGAAGAAGGCCAAGUCGCCGAAGAAGGCCAAGUCACCGAAGAAGGUGAAGACGCCCAAGAAGCCUGCUGUGAAGAAAGCUCUCGCCAAAAAGAAGACCCCCAAGAAGGCAGCGAAAAAGGCGUAAAUCGGUGUUUUAUUUUGUGUCGCUCAAGUGUACAAAGACCAGUGUAAAUACCAUUGUAUGCUAUCUGCCACCAGUCAUACAUUUUGUUCGUGCGUCAAACGUGCUGUUACAUUUGUGCGAAAGAUCUCGCCCGAGCCGCUGGUGCGGUUGCUUCGCGUGCUGUGAAUCAUGUCAAAAUGCGCUCGUGAACGGUGAAAGACAAAGCCAGUUGCCCGUCUUUCUCCAGCUCAAGCUGUUCUAAUGAUAAUAAAGAAUAGCGUGUUGUACUA